Molecule: messenger RNA, 1858 nt
Organism: Lotus japonicus
Lineage: Eukaryota; Viridiplantae; Streptophyta; Magnoliopsida; Fabales; Fabaceae
Product: probable amino acid permease 7
Exons: 8
Coding region: 212-1594 (460 amino acids)
Cellular component (GO): plasma membrane
Source: RefSeq, a predicted model, not a curated record
AUAAUAAUAAUAAUUACCUCAUGAUCAUACCUCACAUAGCUUUAGAGAAGCAACGUCACUCAGCCUUAGCAUCUUGUUCUACCUUUUUUUUUUCCUUCCAUGCCUAUAAUUAUACUUAACUAAGAGCUAGCAUUUGCAUCAGGUCAAGGACAGAGAAAAACAGUAAACUGAAUGAUCUUCAAUUGAAGUUGGUUCUUGGAUAAAGAUAGAUAUGACGAAGAACUCUCUACAAAUAACUACAAGCGGUGGCGGUGCUUAUGAUGACGAUGGGCAUGCCAAAAGAACAGGGAAUUUAAGAAGUGCUGUAGCUCAUAUCAUCACUGCUGUUAUUGGUUCUGGUGUUCUGUCUCUGGCAUGGAGUACUUCUAGACUAGGAUGGAUUGGAGGGCCAGUUGCUUUGCUUUGUUGUGCAAUUGCCACCUAUAUUUCUUCAUUCCUCCUCUCGGAUUGUUACAGACAUCCAGAUCCUGUCAGUGGGAAAAGAAACUACUCAUACAUGGAUGCUGUUAGAAUCACACUUGGGGAGAGAAGGACAUGGCUUGCUGGUUUCCUUCAAUUUUUGGUUUUGUAUGGGACUAGUAUUGCAUAUGUGCUCACAACAGCUACUAGUCUGAGUGCUAUUCUGAGAUCAAAUUGUUAUCACGAGAAAGGGCAUCAAGCUCCUUGUAGUUAUGGGGGUAAUUUGUAUAUGGUGCUGUUUGGACUUGUUCAGAUUGUAAUGUCAUUCAUACCAGAUCUCCACAACAUGGCAUGGCUUUCGGUUCUUGCUGCAAUUAUGUCCUUUACAUACUCGUUCAUUGGACUAGGACUUGGCAUAGCAACAGUCAUAAAAAAUGGAAGAAUUAUGGGGAGUGUGACAGGAGUACCAGCUGCUAAUGUUGCUGAUAAAAUCUGGUCAAUUUUCCAAGCACUUGGGGACGUUUCCUUUUCCUAUCCAUACGCAAUUCUCUUUCUCGAGAUACAGGACACUCUAGAGUCCCCUCCACCAGAGAAUCAAACAAUGAAAAAGGCCUCCAUGAUGGCAAUCUUCAUCACAACAUUCUUCUAUCUCUGCUGUGGAUGCUUUGGAUAUGCUGCUUUUGGAAAUGCUACACCAGGGAACCUCUUGACUGGGUUUGGAUUUUAUGAGCCUUUCUGGCUUAUUGACCUUGCGAAUGCUUGCAUUAUGGUUCAUUUGGUGGGAAGUUAUCAGAUCUACAGUCAACCAAUAUAUGGUACUGCUGAUAGAUGGUGUUCAAAAAAACUCCCCAACAGUGACUUUGUGAACAAAUUCUACAGAGUGAAACUGCCUCUAUUGCCAAGUUUUGAACUGAAUCUUUUCAGAAUAUGUUUCAGAACAGUCUAUGUGAUUUCAACCGUUGGACUCGCAAUCGCGUUUCCUUACUUCAACCAAAUUCUUGGAGUGCUGGGAGCCAUAAACUUCUGGCCAAUGGCUAUAUAUUUCCCAGUGGAGAUGUACUUUGUGCAGAACAAAGUUGGAGCUUGGACUAGAAAAUGGAUUGUUCUCAGGAUAUUCAGCUUUGCUUGCUUUCUUGUGACACUAAUGGGGUUGGUUGGAUCACUUGAAGGAAUCAUACAUGAGAAACUUAAAUAGAUGAAAGAUUUAUGUCUUUCCACUGAAUAUUACACUGUCUGAGUCUGUAGAUUGGUUGCACAAUCUAGAUUGCUAGUGUAUUCCCCCGUCAGAUAGGGGGUUAAGUUAUUUAUAGUCGGGAUGCCUUUAUUUUAUUAAGGUAAAGCUCUGAAAUAAUAUAUGUUUUGCUCGAUGAAGAACUCCCUUCAUAGGAGAGAGUUCUAACAAAUUUGUGUAUUUUUAUCAAAAUCUAAGUUGAUGACAUUUUAAUCAAUGAUUAUACAA